CAGAGCAUACAUACAUAUUUUACACCCGGAGAGAGUCCUCAAAACAAAAACGCGAUUCAGUACAGUAAAAUGCAUAUCUAUAAACUAUUGUUAUCCUGCGUCGCAGUGACCACCGCUGUGGCCAUGCCUUUGCGCAGCCAGAAGCCAAGUGCUAUUGGAGAGGACGUUGGGAAAUUCUGGCAGCAUUUCGGCGAAGAGAUGGUACAUAUGGGUGAGAUGGAAGGACAACAAAGAGCGUCUACGCACACACAAGUGUUCACAGAUCGACCAUUGGCGACAAAGAAAACACAGGCAGUGAAAGAUGUUGGCGCAUACUGGGCACACAUUGGAGAGGAGAUGGGUCGAAAGUGGGCUGCUUUUGUUGAACGCAGGGCAAUGGAAGCUGAGGAACAAGCAAGGAAAGAAUUACAGGCUGUCAGAGCUGAACAAGUAGAAGCCAUGAAGCGCGCGGAAUAUGAGCAACAUCGCAAGCAGACGGCUGCGGAGAAAAUGAUGGCUCACGAGCGAGCAGCCGCACUCAGAAGACAUCAAAUGCGAUUGAGGAAAGAAUACAUGCAGCAACAACAACAAGAACAACUGGAGGAAAUUGAAACACGCGCGCAGUAUGCGAUGUAUCGGGCAGCUGCGGCUGUGCGACACUUGGUCAAUGACAUGACGUGUAUAAUUAAAAAGAUGAUACAUAAGUUUAGUGCUUUGCUAGUUUCUGCGUUCAAUUAUUAAACUUGUACUUUGAAAACGG
Molecule: messenger RNA, 739 nt
Organism: Sphaeroforma arctica JP610
Lineage: Eukaryota; Ichthyosporea; Ichthyophonida
Exons: 1
Coding region: 70-720 (216 amino acids)
Source: RefSeq, a predicted model, not a curated record